AUUAGAAGAGUUGCAAUUGCAUUUCCCAAAACACACCACCAUGAAAACAUCUACUUCUUGGGUCUCCAACAAAAAGUUUGAAUAUGAAUUUCAUAUCUUCAUAUUCUCACUCAUUUUCCUAAUACUUUCAACAGAAUCUACAAAUAAAGACCAGCCUCAAAGAUCAAUGAAGGGCAAUUUACGCCACAUCAUUCACUACCCUAAAUUGCUCAUGAAGGGAGAUGUGAAAAGGCUAGUACCUAAAGGUCCGGAUCCAAUUGAGCCACCUAUUUCAUCAAAGAUUUUGUCUGGUCUCUUCAAUCUACAAGCCUCGAUCAAUACGAAGAUUCCACAUUGGGUGGAGGAGGGAAGCAUGAAGAGACUCGUGCCAUCAGGCCCAGACCCAAUUGGGUCUCUUAACCCAUCAAAAAUCGAUAUAGAGAUUUCACAGUCGGUGCAUAAGAGAGGCAUGAAAAGACUGGUGCCUUCAGGCCCAGACCCAAUUGGGUCUCCUAACCCAUCAAAAAUUGAUACAGAGAUUUCACAGUGGGUGGACGAGGGAGGCAUGAAAAGACUGGUGCCUUCAGGCCCAAACCCAAUUGGGUCUCCUGACCCAUCAAAAAUCGAUACAGAGAUUCCACAAUGGGUGCACGAGGGAGGCAUGAAAAGACUGGUGCCUUCAGGCCCAGACCCAAUUGGGUCUCCUGACCCAUCAGAAAUCGAUACAGAGAUUUCACAGUGGGUGGACGAGGGAGGCAUGAAAAGACUGGUGCCUUCAGGCCCAAACCCAAUUGAAUCUCCUGACCCAUCAAAAACAUUAUCAGACCUCUCUAGACGACAAGACUCUACCAAUACAGAGAUUCUACGUUGGGUAGAAGAGGGGAGCAUAAAAAGGCAGGGUUACUGGUUAGGGUUCCGUCUAACAAGGGUUAGGGAAAUGUCACGCGAAGAGGACGAUGAUAUUGCCUCGGGACGGUCUAUGGCUGCCUGGAUCAGAGAGCGCGGGAUUGAUUUGAGCUCUGACCCUUAUUUGAUGCAUAGCCAUGGUAUGGAAGAAGCAGAUCAAUCUCAAUGUUGUUUUAGGACUCCGAGUCAUAAUAGGAUAGGAUAUGAGCUCUCUGAUUAUAAGAACUCUAGUUUUAGGUGUGACCAUGAAAUCGCGGGAUCUAGAGCUGCUAGAUAUGACAGUGUUGGGGCAGAGAGAUUGUUGAGGGCUUCUGAGCAUGAAUAUUCCAGGCAAAGGUUGCAGGACAAGAUGUCAGGCCGAGGAGUAGCAGAAGUGGAUUUUGAUUUGGAUGGUCGGAGGAGUUUGGCUUCUUCGCCGCAUCAGAGGUGGAUUGGUCACCCGGACCCAAAUCUGCUGGGCAGAUUGACAGACAUGGAGAUGUAUGGUAGGAGGGAAAGGAUUGGGGUUUAUUCUAAGCCCAAGGGUUUUAUAUCAAGUGGUGGUUUAUCAUUUCGAGAUGAUAUGGAUAAACUGAUGGGCACUCAUCGUUUGAACUCUGCAGAAUUGAGAGGAAGAGUGUUUCUAGGUGAGAACAGAGAAGAGUUCAAUUAUGAAGAUAGAUGCAAUUGUAGAAGGACAAAGUGCCUUGACUAUUCGUACCGUUUGUCCCCCCAAGCAAGGCUUAAAGAAGAUUAUAGCUCUGAGUGGGUAAAAAGGAGGAGGAUUUUCCCUGAAUUGGGUGUUAGUCCAUCUAGAGUCUUGAACACAGAUAAGGAGAAGCUUGAUAUAUACCAUGCUAAUCCAAUUGGCUGCAGUGUUUCUGAUCAUUGUAAUUCAGGGAUGAAAUUUGCUUUGAACUCUCCUUAUAGAACCUUGCCUUAUAUUGGACAUCCAGAUGAUAUUUAUCUGGACAGCAGAAAUGCUCAUUCCAGGAAGCAGAACUUCAGUGAAAUAGAGAUGCCAAAUUUGUGCGUCCCACGAGAAAUAUUGAACCGUGAAAGUGAUAAUGGUGACAAUGAUGCAUCUGGCAGGUCAUUGAAGAGGAGUUCUAGUUUGGUUGAUGAUAUGAACAUGCAUGGUUCUAGUGGGGAUUUGUCAAGGAAAUUGACUGCUACUAAUGAUGGAGUUCAUGGCGGUAAGGAUGAAUAUGAUGGUCAUAUAUUGUUGCCUAAGAGAUUGGAUCAUGAGUUUGAGCAGUGCAAAAAGGUCUGUCAUGCAUCUGAGGAAAUGUGGCCAAAACAGCUCCCUAUCAAGCAAGAUGAACCAAGGAAACGACAUAAAGUUGGUCAGAAUCUGACUUCCAUUCCUAAGAAUGUUUGGAUAAGAGGAAAUGUCGAUAAACAGGUGGAGGAGGUGCAUGAAAAGAAAACUGAGGAGUCAAAAGAUCUGCCUACUCGUAAGAGGUACAUGGAACAAGGAAAGGCGGGUAGCCUUUCAUGUCUUGUUUGUGGGAAUAGAACAUUCAAGGAUACUCAAGCCCUAGGGGCACAUUGCUUUAUGUCACAAAAGGUUGACUUGAAAGCUAAACACUUGGGUCUUCUCACGGCAAUUUGUGUCCUGAUGGGAUGGAACGCCGUUGUGGGUCCUAACAUCACAGGACUUGCGGCAUGGCAGCCACGUCAGAUUCCUCAUUCUGCUGCUUUGGCACAAAGAGAGGACCUUAUACUCUGGCCACCCAUUGUUAUAGUUCAAAACUGUACCAAAUUGAGCUCUGGUCCACAAGAACAUCAAGUCACAAGUAUAACCAGGGUAGAGGGUUGUCUGAGGGGCGAAGGUUUUAAUACGAGUAAACUAAAGAUUUGCCUUGGGAAGCCUGCAAAUGGGAGCGUAGUUGUGGUGAAAUUCUUGGCCACGGCUUCGGGCUUAAAAGAAGCAGAGAAGCUCCAUGGGUGGUUUCUUGAGAAGGGGCAUGGAAGAGAAGGCUUUAAUAAGCAAACUGCUUCUGAAAAGCAGGAAAAGAACCAUAAAGAACUUGAUCAGGAGACGACAAUGUAUGGUUACAUGGGGAUAGUCGAGGAUUUGGACCAAGUAGACAAUGACACGAGUUUGAGGUGUUUGGUUAAGAGCAAGAAAGAACUUGAUGAUUUUGUUAAUGCUCCGGUUUACAGCUAGAAUCAUCCGUAACGAGGCACUGCACCGGCUUUUCCAUUGAUGAUUAUGCUACAGAGGAUUAUGCUACAGUCACAUCAUAGAUGACACUAAUGUUUACAUCACUAGUGUUUUAUAGAGACUCACAGACAAUGGAGACAAUGAUGUUGUCUUUGAUGUCAACCUUGUGAUUAAAGUAGCAUUGCUUUU
This is a messenger RNA of Cuscuta campestris, 3223 nucleotides long. NCBI's taxonomy places the organism in Eukaryota, Viridiplantae, Streptophyta, Magnoliopsida, Solanales, Convolvulaceae. The record is from the annotation of a GenBank genome assembly.